Striga asiatica is the source of this 2094-nucleotide messenger RNA. The record is from the annotation of a GenBank genome assembly. NCBI's taxonomy places the organism in Eukaryota, Viridiplantae, Streptophyta, Magnoliopsida, Lamiales, Orobanchaceae.
ACACCAAUCAGACUUUUGCAGUUGAUUGAUAAAAGAAACUGUGAUCGUCUAUGAUUGUUCAUGCGUGUGGGAUUUAUACGAGAGAGAGAAAGAGAGGUAGAGGUUCUCCGAACUCUUUAAAAAAUUGGAUUUCUUUGAGAGAUAGCUGAACACUUCCCCACCUUUGGAUUCAUCCUUUAAUUCUCCUGAUCAUUGUUUGCAAUCCCAUUUAUUCUUUUAGAAUUUUCCGGUGUUUGGUGAUAUCUCCGUUUUUUUCUUGAAAUCAUCGAUAAAUUCUAGGGUUUUCGGGUGGUUUCGCGUUUCAUUUUUGUGCAAAACUUUGUAAAAAGCCGCAGUCUUGGUGGGUUAAUGGUGGAAGGGGACAGAAUGAUGUUUGCCCAUUUAUCGUCUUCAGACAUCGUCUGAUUUCUCUUUUUAAAGAAAAAUUAUAUUCAAUCUGCCGCCGUUUGAUCGUUGAGGAAGCCCUUCGUUGAUCAAUCUGAGGUGUCUAUUGUUAUACUUCCUGUCUUGUGUCUGUGUAGUGGUUGAUCAAGUUGUCCGUCAAAUUAAUGGCAUGUUCUUGAACUUGUUAUGGCUUAACGGUUUUCUGCUGGUUAUUCCUUGAUCGAAAUCUUUCUAAAGUGUAAUAUGAAUUGAGCAUUUGUCAAUUAAUUUCAAUGCUACUUUCGUGAAUUCAUAUCCACAAGCUUUUGACUUUCUUCCCCUCUUUCACUUUCCUUUGUUUUUUCCCUUUUUCCCCUUGAGUCGGGUUGCUGGAUGCUGUUCUGUGUUCCUUUUUGGUGUUAAGAUUGGAUUCAUUGAAUAUUUAACACUAAACUAAACUACUCCGUUUGUCUCCGGUUCUUUUGGAGCUCAAUUCUCUGUCUCUGCCUCUCUUAUUGUGUAUGGUCUCUAUAGAAACGGAUAAGAAAAGGAAAAGAAAACAAUAAGGGAUAAGAAAAGGAAGAAACAGAGUGAGAGAGAGUAACAAAGCAUGGCUCUUUCUUUCACUAGACUUUCAUGGUUGUGGAUGGGAGGGAAGGAAAAGGAGCAAGUCUCAAAUGGGUCCGUCAUAAAUUCAAUAAAUUCUUUAGGCGAUUGGGGAUUAGGAUUAAGGGGCGAGCCCGAAAAGUUGAAAUUCUAUUCGGUGAAGGGGUUAGACAAAAGAAUGCCGAGCUCGACAGGUAAAGUCAAGAGGAAAUGGAAAAGUAGGGAAGCAAGAGGGAAGAGAGUGGAUAAAGAGUAUGAUGUGGUUUUGGUGCCAUCUGACGGUGUUUGUCUAUCAGGCUCUGAAUCGGAUGACUCUGACUGGUCCAUUGGGUGGCUCGAGCCACACGCGCCCGAUUUCCAGAGUGAUGAUGAUGACAUGGACGAUAGCUUUGCUGUUUUGGUCCCUUGCUAUAGGCAUGACUUCAGAGGAGUCAAUGAGGUGAAUGAGGAGAUAACGGCUAAUCCAUUCUCGAAUGCCGUGAAGAAUUUCCCAGUUGGUUAUUCUGCUGAUGGCACAAAGUACAUGGAGCAGUGGCUUUCCUCUCUUCAGAAAUUUUGAUAUUGCCAUAUAAUUUGGCUAUGCUAAUUGCUACUACAUAUUCUUGAAUCGACUAUCAAUUUCUAGCUUAGAAUUCUUAAAGACAUGAAGAUAUCGCAUGAAGGGCUGAACUCUUUCCAACCGUGAGAAAGUUGGCAAGACGGGUUUAUCGGCAUUAGGCUUGUGAGGGCCAUGGCUUGGCGAAAACUCUUGAUGUAUUAUUGAUUUGUUUAUAGUGUAAAUAUAUCCAUUCUAUGUACAAAAUGUCCUUUCUUUUCAACUCUGUGAUGUAAAUAUGUCCUAUUUGGCCUUGAACAUGUGAGCUGAUGGUGACUAGGUGUUAAAUCCUUACCUUUGCAUUAUAAUGGUAAUUUGGUGUGGUUUGUGAUAUAAUCAUGCUUGUUUUUCUUUUGUUUCAAGAGAUGAUCACUUUUUCUUUGUAUUGACAAUGUUGACUGCACAAAGGAAGAUUCAGAGAGAUUUUCUGAUCUGAAUAUUUCAUGGAUUUUCCUUUUGUACUAUUUUUCUAGCCAAUUUGAUAUGAACAACACCUCACUGAAAAACAGAUGUUCUCAAGUUUGUGCCAU